AUGUCCAACAUUCUCCAAAGAUUACGAGGUGGAAACCUCGAGGUUUUCAAGUUCGGCAUGUACGUUCUUUUCCCGAUUGGAUGGAUGUAUUAUUUCGGAACAAACCUCGACGACCGCUUCAGUGUCCCCGGCUUCUGGCCUACUACCGAGCAGUCGCAUAAGAUUCCUCUCGAGAAGGAAGAAAUUGACAAGGAACUUGCGCGAAUGCGCAUGGUGGAUGCUGUUAGGCGAGAGAGGCGCCAACGGGAGGCCCAGGCCCAGGCUGAGAGUCAGGCACAGAAUGCGGAGUGA
Messenger RNA from Aspergillus bombycis, 291 nucleotides. RefSeq lists its product as uncharacterized. The coding region runs from base 1 to 291 and encodes 96 amino acids. Gene Ontology annotation, cellular component: mitochondrial inner membrane; mitochondrion. The transcript is spliced from 2 exons. NCBI's taxonomy places the organism in Eukaryota, Fungi, Ascomycota, Eurotiomycetes, Eurotiales, Aspergillaceae. The record is from RefSeq and is a predicted model, not a curated record. Gene Ontology annotation, biological process: mitochondrial respiratory chain complex IV assembly.